AUGGACAAGGGACAACCACCCGACCAUCCAGCUUCUGAACAGGAGCCGCCCGCAAAGAGGCACAAGCCUCUCAACUCAUAUUUUCCUCAACCCUUUCGCGGCAAGAUCUUCGUGCAAAACGAAAAUCCGAAUGAGGAAGAGGCGAUUGCCGCGGCCAGGGAGGCCAUAGCCUCCGCGAAACGCUCCACAGAAAAUGAUUUCACAAUCGCCUUCUUCACGGAUGCUUCGGUGGAAGGAAAGACACUCGAUUUGCCCGGCGGAUACUCUGUUGUUUUUGACAAUUUCUUCCCCGGCACCCAUCACUAUCGCGAAAGACUCGAAAUGGCCUGGCUGAUGCCAAACAUGAUUACCAGUACCAUUGGGGAGGCUGUAGGCAUUUUACAAGCCCUUCAGGUUGCGAUUCACCAUCUUCGAGCUAUCGCUAUCUCGCCGGCUGAUAUAGCGAGCGCCCGGAGAGUAAAUCUGUGCAUUUUCUCGGAUGCACAUGAAGUUAUCCGGCUCAUCAAGUAUCAGAAUCUUAACGUCGGAGACAUCCCCGGCUUUGAUGUUUUCCUGGAGCUUCAUUGGGUCAAAGGACAUGCCGGCGUCGAAGAGAACGACCAAGCCGAUCUCAUUGCGAGAAGGGCUCGUCCCAUUGAGGAUGGAAGAGAUAUUUUCGUAGCCAGCGGUGAGGAUGUGGACGCAACAGCACUACCGCCCGCCGUUCAUCUUCUGUUUUUAGACGACAUUGCGGCGGAGAAAGCUCGCCAACGGCCACCACGACCCUUGGGCAAACAAAAUGAUCGUCGCAAGAGGAACGGCAGGAGAACGCAUCGAACGCGUGACAACAACGUCCCAAGUCCUUCUUUGCAUCCACCCAACGACGACCUGACUUACAGCCCACCUCCUUGGGCUUCACAUUCCUUCCGCUUUAGUAACAGUUCCUUGGAGAUGCCUCAGUAUCCCGCCACUCGCCCGUUUUCUUUUGCAAGCGAAGAGCAUCCUCGUGUUUCCGAGAAGCAGACACUCGAAACUGAGGAGCAGAGCCCGACGCCUAAGCAAGAUACACCCCUUGACGCCAAUAAUCAUGAGGAGAAGCCUGCGAUCGAGAUCGAAGCCCUUGAGAGAGAUUCUAAACUGGAGCAGGGGGUGGCGGUCAUCCAGCCAGCCCCGACAGCAGCGCUCAACAUCAACAAACCAACCAUUGGAUUGGAAUCUUCGGCAAAUGAGCAAGCGCUCACUUGUCUCCAGCACGAAGAGCAAGAGGAGCUGAUAGCCAACUUGGAAGUCCAGGUUCCGGAGAAGAACUCUGUGUUGGAACACAUUGUCUCGGACAACUUGGCAAGUGUCCCUCGACAAGUUGUUGAGGAAGACAAGCACUCAGUGAAACGCGAGGUCCAGAAACCGGCCAUACUUCUGUCCACUGGAAUGGAGGUCGCAGAAAAUGAGCAAGAUGCCACCCCUCACAGCGUGAACGAGCAACACGAGCCAACGACCAAAGCCAAAGACCAGAAGUUCAUCAUCCACGAAGCCAUCGAAGAUACAGAACCGUCACCGGACUCUGAAGUCUCGACGCCCGUUUACCAACCGGCUGAAGAACACAACGAUUCAGCGCUAGAACCAUUGCUAGGCGAUCAAGCCUUGAUUGAUGUUCAGCUGGAGGGUGAGUAUGUCGAGUGGUGCCAGCGCCGUCUACAAGACGUUUUGGUUUCAGUCCACAACCACGAAGGGGGCAGCACAGGCGAGACUGAUACAAGUGAGGAGGUUAUUAGUAGAGAGGAAACCCAAGCGGCUGUUGGCAGACCACUGGCGGAGGAGGUGGAAGCAACUUUGGCCUAG
Neurospora hispaniola is the source of this 1818-nucleotide messenger RNA. RefSeq lists its product as uncharacterized. Lineage: Eukaryota; Fungi; Ascomycota; Sordariomycetes; Sordariales; Sordariaceae. The record is from RefSeq and is a predicted model, not a curated record. Gene Ontology annotation, molecular function: nucleic acid binding. The transcript is spliced from 4 exons. Bases 1 to 1818 code for a protein of 605 amino acids.